Molecule: messenger RNA, 2763 nt
Organism: Drosophila willistoni
Lineage: Eukaryota; Metazoa; Arthropoda; Insecta; Diptera; Drosophilidae
Gene: ras
Product: inosine-5'-monophosphate dehydrogenase
Exons: 6
Coding region: 533-2158 (541 amino acids)
Biological process (GO): GTP biosynthetic process
Cellular component (GO): cytoplasm
Molecular function (GO): IMP dehydrogenase activity
Source: RefSeq, a predicted model, not a curated record
AAUCGGAAAAUUUGUUUAACUGUAUUUUUGAUUUCGAGCUGAGCGGACGUGUAUUGGCCGUAAAAUUUGUAUUUUUCCACGCUGAACAACACGUGUGUGUGUCGGCAAAUUGUAUAUAUUUAUUGACACGAUAUAUACAGGAUAAACUAAGGAGAGAAUUUAUUGAGAAUUGAGAUUGAUUUAAAACAGAUUUGUUAGAAUUGUUUAGCUGCCGCUUUGGUUGCCUUUUCGAUUGUUAAAGACAACGAGUCGGCAACAAAACGUUUAGCAAAUUGCGUUGUGCAAUUUCUUAGGUACGAAUGAGAAUUUUUGAAUUGCAUUGAAGGAGGAGAGAACACAGAGACAGAGAGACCCCAUAAAGACAGAAGAGAGAAAGAGGAGGAUCAAAAGCGGCGCCGGCACUAGCAGCAACAGCGACGUCAACGUUCUAAGAUUGCGAUAAAAAAAACAAACUUGGGCCAUUGCCUCUGCUAUUUCUUGAUAUUUUGUUGACUUUUCUGUGCCUGUUAUCAAUAAUAUUAUUAUUAUUACUAUGGCAAGCAAGCAACAAGCAUCACAAGAACAACAAGUUGCCCCCGCCACAACGAGCAAAGUCAACGGUUUUGUUGCAGCAACAGGAGCUAGUGGCGCCACUGGAGAUGCUCUGGAGUUGCAAGAUGGCCUGUGUUGUGAGGAAUUGUUUAAUAACGGUGAUGGUCUUACCUACAACGACUUUCUCAUAUUACCCGGCUACAUAGACUUUGCCGCCGAGGAGGUUGAUCUCAGUUCACCACUAACGAAGGCCAUCACAUUGAGAGCACCGCUAGUUAGCUCGCCCAUGGAUACAGUAACCGAGUCGGAGAUGGCCAUAGCCAUGGCGCUGUGUGGUGGCAUUGGCAUCAUCCAUCACAACUGCACGCCGGAAUAUCAAGCGUUGGAGGUGCACAAGGUUAAGAAAUACAAACAUGGCUUUAUGCGCGACCCCUCGGUAAUGUCGCCCAAUAAUACAGUUGGUGAUGUCCUCGAAGCGAGACGCAAAAAUGGCUUCACCGGCUAUCCCGUUACCGAGAAUGGCAAACUUGGUGGUAAACUCUUGGGCAUGGUUACCUCACGUGACAUUGAUUUCCGUGAGAAUCAACCGAAUCUCCUGUUGGCCGAUAUAAUGACUACCGAGCUGGUCACAGCACCCGAUGGCAUCACAUUACCAACGGCCAAUAAUAUUCUUGAGAAGAGUAAGAAAGGUAAAUUGCCAAUAGUAAAUCAGGCUGGUGAAUUGGUUGCCAUGAUUGCUCGGACUGAUUUGAAGAAGGCUCGAUCCUAUCCGAACGCGUCAAAAGAUUCCAAUAAACAAUUGUUGGUGGGCGCUGCCAUAGGCACACGGCAUGAGGAUAAGGUUCGUCUACAAUUGCUGGUGGCCAAUGGUGUCGAUGUCAUCAUAUUGGAUUCAUCGCAAGGCAAUUCCAUCUAUCAGGUUGAAAUGAUUAAAUACAUCAAGGACAAGUAUCCCGAAUUGCAAGUGAUAGGCGGCAAUGUUGUCACACGUGCCCAGGCCAAGAAUUUAAUUGAUGCCGGUGUCGAUGGUCUACGAGUGGGCAUGGGCUCUGGCUCUAUAUGUAUCACUCAAGAGGUUAUGGCCUGCGGUUGCCCACAGGCCACAGCCGUUUAUCAGGUGUCCACAUAUGCCAAACAAUUUGGUGUUCCAGUUAUUGCCGAUGGCGGCAUUCAAUCAAUUGGACAUAUUGUCAAAGCGCUGGCCUUAGGUGCCAGUGCUGUUAUGAUGGGCUCUCUGCUGGCUGGCACAUCGGAGGCUCCUGGUGAGUAUUUCUUUUCGGAUGGUGUGCGCCUGAAGAAAUACCGCGGCAUGGGCUCGUUGGAGGCAAUGGAACGCGGCGAUGCCAAGGGGGCGGCCAUGUCACGUUAUUACCACAAUGAGAUGGAUAAAAUGAAGGUGGCCCAAGGUGUUAGCGGCAGCAUUGUCGACAAGGGAAGUGUUUUGCGGUACUUGCCCUAUUUGGAGUGCGGGUUGCAACACAGUUGUCAAGAUAUUGGGGCCAAUUCGGUGCUUAAGUUGAGGGAAAUGAUCUAUAAUGGGCAAUUGCGUUUCAUGAAACGUACACAUUCGGCUCAAUUGGAGGGCAAUGUCCAUGGACUCUUCAGCUAUGAGAAGCGUCUCUUCUAACAUAUGCCCAACGCUGCGUCCUUUCAGCAGCCCCCACAGCAACAUCAUAACCAGCAGCAGCAACAGCAACAACAUCAGCAUCAUCAUGCUCGUUCCCGUUCCAAUUUUACUUCAGCUACAGCUGCCAAUUGUGGGCGUGGCAUUUUUCCAGUUUUUAAAACUUGAGCUAAAGGGACACACACACACAAACACUCUUUCGAUUCCAAUGAUUUGGAGGUUCUCUAAAGGCCUAGCUAAAUAGGAGCAUCCUCUGCAUCCACUUACCCAACUCUCUCCACGAUCCUACGCUAAAAAAGAAAAGAAAAAAGUAAAAAAAAAAUACAAAUAUUUGAUGUAUACUCUAUGUUAAGCGUUUUUUGGAAUCUUAAAUACUGUAAUACCAUUUACCAUAUGUAUCACACUCGCCAGUUAAUCAAUUUUCGCAAUUGCGUACUUACCUAAUUAGUACAUUAAACAUAUAUUAAUAUAUAUACAUAUAUAUUUCAUAGGGAUUAUUACGAUUUAUUGUGUGUAGAUCACUGAAAACUUCAGCUCGAUAUGCCAAACUUAUUAAAUGUAAAAUGAAUAAUUAAAACAACAAAAAAAAAAAUGAACCAAAACGAAAA